Phoenix dactylifera (date palm) is the source of this 1332-nucleotide messenger RNA. RefSeq names its product polygalacturonase inhibitor-like. NCBI's taxonomy places the organism in Eukaryota, Viridiplantae, Streptophyta, Magnoliopsida, Arecales, Arecaceae. Gene Ontology annotation, molecular function: protein binding. The record is from RefSeq and is a predicted model, not a curated record.
CCUACAAACUCCAUCCCACAAGAAAGAGAAGUUCUUGGCAAAUUACUAAAAGAAUGGCUUGUAGAUCUACUCUCUCUUCUUUCCUCACUCUCUUCCUCUUCCUUCUGCUGGCGUCGGCCCCUUACCUUGUCUCCUCCGCCCGCUGCAACAAAGACGACAAGAAGGCCCUGCUCGCCAUCAAGGCCGCAUUCAAUAACGCCUACCAUUUCGCCUCCUGGACGAACGACACCGGCUGCUGCGACUGGUACGACGUCGACUGCGACCCCAAGACCGGCCGCGUCACCGGCCUCUCCCUCUUCCAGGACGACUUCCCCGGCACCAUCCCCGACGCCGUCGGAGAUCUCCCUUAUCUCGAGAACCUCGUCUUCCACCAUCUCCCCAACCUCGUCGGCUCCAUCCCCCCGGCCCUCACCAAGCUUAAAAACCUCAAGUACCUUGACAUCAGCUGGACCAACGUCUCCGGCCCCGUUCCCGCCUUCCUCUCCGAGAUCACCUCCCUCACUCAACUCGACCUCUCCUUCAACCGGCUCUCCGGCUCCAUCCCGGCUUCCCUUGGCGACCUCGCCAAUCUAUCCUCCAUCGACAUCAGCCGCAACCACCUCACCGGGCCCCUCCCGCCCGCGCUCUUCCAGAGAUCCUCGCAGCAGGGACCAUAUCUCCGUCUCUCUCACAACAAUCUAACCGGUGAGAUCCCGCCGGCUUUCGGGAAGCUGGGCUUCGAUCAAAUAGACUUGUCGCGGAACCAGUUCACCGGUGACGCCUCCGUCCUCUUCGGCCGGUCCAAGCCGGCACAGCAGAUCGAUUUGUCGAGGAACCAGUUCGCGUUCGAUCUGACGAACGUGGAGUUCCCCGAGGGCUUGGACUCGGUGGACUUGAACCAUAACAGGAUCUACGGGAGCAUUCCGAACCAGAUAACGAAGUUGGCGAACCUCCAGUUCUUCAACGUGAGUUAUAAUAGGUUGUGCGGCGAAAUCCCCGUUGGAGGAAAUAUGGGGCGUUUCGACGAGUACUGCUACCUCCACAACAAGUGCCUCUGCGGAACGCCACUCCCACCUUGCAAGUGAUGAAGGAAAUAUGGUCGAUGGCAUGGACUCCUGGAAUAUAAGAACGUUUGUUUCCUGUCAGAUUAUUUGUUGUAGCAGUAAUGUUCGUGAAUGAAUAAGGAAGGUGGAGUUAAAUGCCGAUUUGACCAAGAAAAAAAAAAAAAAAAAAAAAGGGGAAACUAAUGUCCGGUCCAUUCUUUGACCGGACUGUAAUGUUUAAUCCCUGUUGAACAUAACUUUAACAACCGGUCCAUACCCAUUUCCAAUGCAUAAUAAAUUUUCAUAAAAA